AGAAGGUCUGGCUUCUGGGGAACAACGGUGAGGUGAACUACAGUAGGCUCCUCUGAAUCCCACCCCUCAGUCCUUCCUCUCCCUCCCCCUCAGCCAAGGAAAGCAGUGAGAAACGUGUUCUUUUAUAAAUAGAUCCAGCCCCAGCUGAUUUGUAAAUUCAGUGGGUUUUUUUGUGUCAAUGACAUCACCCUCCUCCCCAUGGCAACCCCCGACGAUAUCAAAAUUGCCAGGCAACGUUGGAGCUGCUCGCGCCCUACAGGAGCAGGUCGCUGCCUGAGGAUCUAAUGGAGAAAUCCCAAAGUGAGCUGGGGUGCACGGUGGAGGAGGGGCGCGCCGUGGCCGGGGCUGCCGGGCCCUGAUCGAUUGGCCAGAGGAAGGCGGGAGCGGCUGUCGCUUGCUCAGCAGCCCGGACACACCGGGGGCUCUACACCAGCUCCUCCUGACAGCAGCGGCGGACCACAGCAGGUGGGGGGAGGGCACUGCUCGGUUCUUGACAUGCCCGGGAGCAGUAAGCAGCCAUCCAGGUGACUAAGCCGGCCCACCGCCACUGAGUCACCCACCCACCCUGGCUUUUCUUCCUUCCCCCUUUGCAUCUGAUUAUUUGGGGAGCUGAAAACUUGGAGGUGUCCUGAGGCCCGCCCCUUCUAACUCUCCCCGCCCUACCUCGGCUUGGAGGAAGAUGGAACUCGCCAGGAAGCUGCCACUACCUCCUAAGGACAUGGAAGGCACAGAGGGAGCCAGAGGUGCCCACGGAGAGACCUCGGCUGGCAGAAUACAAUAGCAGACAUGGUGUUCAGGCUGCCCGUGUGUCCUCUGAAGGUUCUGGAAGAGAAGGGGAAUCUAGUCCACACCGACUGGAGUCCUUCUGGGCCGCCUUUGAGCUCACCGUGAUCUCAAGGGGAUCUUUCUGUAAAACGUGUGGCUUCCAGGGUCAUUGGUAUUUGGAAAGCAAGACUGGAUUGGCAUAGGCAGGCCUGUGCAGGUAGCAGCAAGCUUCUGGGCUCUAGACAAGCAGCAGCCUGCAGUGGGAGCGGCUGAGGCCCAGCGGCCCAGCAGGAGUGCCAAGGCCGGCAGAGGACUGGCCCUGUAAGGUUCUGGAAUCUUCCCUCACCUCCAUGCUCUAGAGAGCUGAUCGCAGAAGGGAGAAAGGAGAGGAGAGAAGGCCACAGGAGCACCUUCAUUGUUUCUACAACUGCUCUGCUGGGAGCCAGCCAUUUCCCUGAGGAAAUCCAGAAGGGAGUAAGAGAAGCCCCAGGGACAGAGUAGUGAUGCACCAUGUUCCGUAAAAAAAAGAAGAAACGUCCUGAGAUAUCAGCCCCACAGAACUUCCAGCACCGCGUCCACACCUCCUUUGACCCCAAGGAAGGCAAGUUCGUGGGCCUGCCCCCACAAUGGCAGAACAUCCUGGAUACUCUGAGGAGGCCCAAGCCUGUGGUGGAUCCUUCUCGAAUCACACGGGUGCAGCUGCAGCCCAUGAAGACGGUGGUACGGGGCAGCUCGGUGCCCACGGAGGGCUACAUCUCGGGGCUGCUCAACGACAUUCAGAAGUUGUCAGUUAUCAGCUCCAAUACCCUGCGUGGACGAAGCCCCACCAGUCGGCGGCGGGCACAGUCCCUGGGGCUGCUAGGAGAUGAUCAGUGGGCUGCUGACCCUGAUAUGUACCUCCAAAGUCCUCAGUCUGAGCGCACUGAUCCCCAUGGCCUCUACCUCAGCUGCAAUGGGGGCACACCAGCAGGUCACAGGCAGAUGCCAUGGCCAGAACCACAGAGCCCACAGGCUCUGCCCAAUGGGAUGGCUGCCAAGGCACAGUCAUUGGGCCCUGCUGAGUUCCAGGGUGCCUCACAACGCUGCCUGCAGCAGCUGGGUGCCUGCCUACAGAGUUCCCCACCUGGUACCUCACCCCCUAUGGCCACAGGGAGGCAUGGGGUGAAGGUUGCCAAGCAAAGCUCCGAAGAGGCCCGGCCACAGUCUUGCUUGGUGGGCUCAGCCAUUGGCAGGCCAGGUGGAGAAGGAAGCCCUAGUCCUAAAAACCAGGAAAGCAGCCUCAAGCACCGGCUCUUCCGAAGCAUGUUCCUGUCCACUCCUGCCACAGGCUCUGCAAGCAGCAGCAAGCCGGUCCCUCUGCCACAGAACAAGCUCAAUUCUGCUUUCCGACCACCACAAAAAGAUUCCUCUUCAAACCUGGUAGCCAAGGCCCAGUCCUUGCCCUCAGAUCAGCCCACGGGGACCUUCAGUCCUCUGACCACUUCAGAUACCAGCAGCCCCCAGAAGUCCCUCCGCACAGCCCCAGCCGCUGGUCCACUUCCAGGCCGGUCUUCACCAGCAGGCUCCCCCCGCACUCGGCAUGCUCAGAUCAGCACCAGCAAUCUAUACCUGCCCCAGGACCCCACCGUGGCCAAGGGGGCCCUAGGUGGUGAAGACACGGGCAUUGUGACCCACGAACAGUUCAAGGCUGCGCUCAGGAUGGUGGUGGACCAGGGUGACCCUCGGCUGCUGCUGGACAGCUAUGUGAAGAUUGGGGAGGGCUCCACGGGCAUUGUGUGUCUAGCCCGGGAGAAGCACUCAGGUCGCCAGGUAGCAGUCAAGAUGAUGGACCUCAGAAGGCAGCAACGCAGGGAGCUGCUCUUUAACGAGGUGGUGAUCAUGCGUGACUACCAGCACCUUAACGUGGUGGAGAUGUACAAGAGUUACUUGGUGGGAGAGGAGCUGUGGGUGCUGAUGGAGUUCCUGCAGGGCGGGGCCCUCACAGACAUCAUCUCCCAAGUCAGGCUGAAUGAGGAGCAGAUCGCCACUGUGUGUGAAGCUGUGCUUCAGGCCUUGGCUUACCUGCACGCCCAGGGUGUCAUCCACCGGGACAUCAAGAGUGAUUCCAUCCUGCUGACCCUGGAUGGCAGGGUGAAGCUCUCAGACUUUGGGUUCUGUGCUCAGAUCAGCAAGGAUGUCCCCAAGAGAAAGUCCCUGGUAGGGACUCCAUACUGGAUGGCUCCUGAAGUGAUCUCCAGAUCCCUGUACGCUACUGAGGUGGAUAUCUGGUCUCUGGGCAUCAUGGUGAUUGAGAUGGUGGAUGGAGAACCCCCCUACUUCAGCGACUCCCCAGUGCAAGCCAUGAAGAGGCUCCGUGACAGCCCCCCACCCACGCUAAAGAACUCUUACAAGGUCUCUCCAGUGCUGCGAGACUUCCUGGAACGGAUGCUGGUACGGGAACCCCAAGAGAGAGCCACGGCCCAGGAGCUCCUGGAUCACCCCUUUCUGCUGCAGACAGGGCUGCCUGAGUGUCUGGUGCCUCUGAUACAGCUCUACCGCAAGCAGACCUCCACCUGCUGAGCCCACAUCCAGGGUGCAUCUGCCACCUGUGCCCACAGGCAAAGGACACUGGGCAGCCGUUCCAUUGGCGGGGGGGCCUACCUGCCUUGUCCUCUCAGUGUUCUUUCCAAAGAUCGAAUGUGAAGCUCCACCCCUUCCCUCUUGCCCUUUUGCCCACUGGGCCAGGCCGGACCUGCCCCCCUUGGUCUCACUCCCCAGAGUCCCAGUUGCCUUUGGGAUGACAGUGACCCCUUCUGCAGGUUUGGCCCUUUGUUAUUUACACAGGGAUGCUUCUAAGAAAUGUGGAGAGUGGUGCUCCUGGCUAUGAGCCAGCAAAGCUGACAGGCUGCUGCAGAUAUUUAAAGGCAGUGUCCACAGUGACCCAGGCCACCAAGAGGGUGCAUGCUCCAUCUUCACACGGACUGCUAUUCUCAGCUAAAGCUUCAAACCCUGGAGUCCCAGAGGGCCAUGGGGAAGGAUUUCACUGCCUGAAUCCUUCCUCCUCUGGUCUGACUUCUGGAAGCCCCACUUGCACCUGUCUCCGGUCUGUUCCCUGGCACUGCCUCUCCCCUAGAAAGCCUCUACAGAACUGAGAAUCGCCUGUGUGUAGGCUGUGGGAGCAGCAAGGGGGAAAUCUUCUGAGAGAGAGAGUGGGGUUGCCAGUAAACAUUGGUUCCAUUUUCCAGGAUGUAGAGGAUAUAUUCUCCUUCUCCCUCCCUCCCUCCCCUCUCCCUUCGUCCCUCUCUCUCUCUCUCUCUCUCUCUCUCUCUCUCUCUCUCUCUCUCUCUCUCUCUCUCUCUCUCUCUCUCUCUGUGUGUGUGUGUGUGUGUGUGUAAACUUCCCCCCAAUGGCCCAGGUCCUUCCAGUUACCCACAGAGAGCCUCAGAAGAGCUGUCCACUUCUUUUCUACCAAGCUCCACUCUGAAGGAACCUGCUUUUUGGACCCGGCUUUCUGCCGCUCAAGUCUCAUGUCAUUACCUAACUGGUGAAGGGGUGUGUGUAUGUCAAGUCUAACACAUGCUGGGGGCCCUCGAAGUCUCUGAGUCUCUCCCAUACCGAGGCAGGAAUAGUAAGGAAAUAAACUUCGUUUUACCUGUCAGCAACUCCUCAGUAGCCAGAUCAGGGAUCCCUCCUCUUCAGAACCCUAGGCUGGGACAGAAAGGUGAACCACCUCCUGGAGGGGGUCCCUCCUGCCAAGGGAUGGGCGCCUCCUCAUGCGAGCCUGCUGUCCCAGCAACCCUGCGGAUACUUACCUGCCUCCCUGACCUCUCUCCCUUACCACCUUCCUGGCUGUUGUGAGACAGGGAAUGCCAAGGAAGAACUCCAGUGUCUGGACCCUAUCCAGAUAAUAUUUUUAGACUCCUCUGCUCCCUGGUGACCUGCAGUAGGGCAAAGAAAUUGCAAGGUCUUUUUUUUUUUUUUUAAGGGUCAGAGUUUUAAAAAAACAAAAACAAAAAACAAAAGCAUCCUUCCCUAGAAAUUUUUGUGACUUGUUUGCACUUGUGCCUGUUUUAAAUUAAACUAAAUGUUCGAA
This is a messenger RNA of Mastomys coucha (southern multimammate mouse), 4837 nucleotides long. RefSeq names its product p21 (RAC1) activated kinase 6 (gene Pak6). Lineage: Eukaryota; Metazoa; Chordata; Mammalia; Rodentia; Muridae. The coding region runs from base 1276 to 3324 and encodes 682 amino acids. The record is from RefSeq and is a predicted model, not a curated record. Gene Ontology annotation, biological process: regulation of MAPK cascade; protein phosphorylation; intracellular signal transduction. The transcript has 12 exons. Gene Ontology annotation, molecular function: protein serine/threonine kinase activity; ATP binding. Gene Ontology annotation, cellular component: cytoplasm.